ACAAGCCCUGUACUGUAUAUUAUUAAUUAGUAUUAGAUCUAGUUGAUCAAGAUUCUAGAUCUAUAUUCUAGAUCUAACUAAAGAGUGUUAGAUGCGAUAGUUUGUUCUGCACAAGUGUGUCUUUUGUGUUAGAGUUCUUCCCCACUGAAAUAUACAGCAGACUUAGUCUUGUCUGUUGCCUUAAUCAAGGCCAAGCUUUAGUCCACAAUUUAUCAGAUAAAAAUUUAUCCAGAAUGGAUGAGGAAGCUGAUUUUAAAACAUUGCCGAGCCUAUUCGAGUUCCUACAGGAAUGCAAUAAAGAAAUAAAAUCAGAAUUUUCACCUAACAUUACUUUAGCUGACAUAAAGCCUGAUGUAAAAACAUCUUUAAUAACUUUAGAGGAAGUAAAACCAGAUGUAUCAAUUUCAUUAUCCGCUUUUAAUGACAUUAAAUCAGAUGUAUCUCCAGCUUUAGAAAAAAUGAAAGUAGGUGCAUCAACAUCAUUUACAACAGAUAACAUUGAACUGGAUUUAGGAACAUCACGUAUAGCUUUAGAGGACUUAAAACCAGAUGUAUCAACUUCUUUUUCGACUACUGAUUAUACGAAAUUAGAUGUUUCUCCAUCAUUUUCAACAUUUGACAACAUGAAAGAAGAAAAAUCAACAUUGUUUUCAAACUUUGAAGAAGGAAAGCCAAUUUCAUCAUUCAAGAGUGAAAACCAAAAUAGUUUUGAUGAACAAAUACAACCUCUACCACAUUUAACUACUUGUGAAGAAUAUAUCCCACGUAUUGAAUCAGAUAUUUGGACUCAUUCUGUAGAUAAACAAUAUGAAUGUGAUAUUUGUCACAAAAAGGUAGCACGCAAGUCUAGUUUAGUCAAACAUAAAAAAAUUCAUUCUGGAGAUAAACCAUAUGAAUGUGACAUUUGCCACAAAAAGAUAGCAUGCAAGUUUAGUUUAGUCAUACAUAAAAGAAUUCAUUCUAGUCAUAAGCCUUAUGAAUGUGACAUUUGUCAUAAAACAUUUUCUCAGAAAGCUCAUUUAUUAUCACAUGAAAACACUCAUUCUGUAAAUAAACCAUAUGAAUGUGACAUUUGUCUUAAAAAGUUUUCACACCGAUCUAGUUUAGUCAGACAUAAGAAACUACAUUCUGGACUUAAACUAUAUGAAUGUGACAUUUGUCAUAAAACAUUUUCUCUUAAUGCUAAUUUAUUAUCACAUAAAAAAACUCAUUCUGUAGAUAAACAAUAUGAAUGUGACAUUUGUCACAAAAAGAUUACUCGCAAGACUAAUUUAGUCAUACAUAAAAGAAUUCAUUCUGGUCAUAAACCUUAUGAAUGUGACAUUUGUCAUAGAAAGUAUACUCAGAAAAGUGCUUUAGUAUCACAUGAAAAUGUUCAUUUUGGAGAUAAAUUGUAUGAAUGUGACAUUUGUCACAAAAAGUUUCUCCGCCAGUCGAAUUUAGCCUCACAUAAAAAAAUUCAUUCUGGAGAUAAACCAUAUGAAUGUGACAUUUGUCACAAAAAGUUUCUUUACAAGUCACAGUUAGCCGAACAUAAAAAAAUUAAUUGUGGCCAAAAACCUUAUGAAUGUGACAUUUGUCACAAAAAGUUUCUCCACCAGUCUAGUUUAGCCGAACAUAAAAAAAUUAAUUGUGGCCAAAAACCUUAUGAAUGUGACAUUUGUCACAAAAAGUUUCUCUACCAGUCUAAUUUAGCCAAACAUAAAAAAAUUCAUUCUGGAGAUAAACCAUAUGAAUGUGACAUUUGUCACAAAAAGUUUCUUUACAAGUCGCAGUUAGCCACACAUAAAAAAAUUCAUUCUGGAGAUAAACCAUAUAAAUGUCACAUUUGUCACAAAAAGAUGGCAUACAAGUCUAGUUUAGCUAAACAUAAAAAAAUACAUUCUGGUUAAAAAGCACAUAAAUGUGACCUAUGUCCUAGAAAAUAUUCUCAGAAAACUUUUUUAGUAUCACAUAAAAAUUCAUUCGGCAGAUAAACCUUAAGAAUGUGACAUUUGUCACAAAAAGUUUCUUUACAAGUAUAGUUUAGCCAUGCAUAAAAAAAUCAUUCUGGCUUAAAACCAUAUGAAUAUGAAUGAGACAUUUGUCACAAAAAGACAGUCUGGUUUAGCAAUACGUACAAGAAUUAAUUUUUGCUAAAUCAACUUCUUUUUUGACUACUGAUUAUACGAAAUUAGAUGUUUCUCCAUCAUUUUCAACAUUUGACAACAUAAAAGUAGAUAAAUCAACCUUUUUUUUCAAACUUUGAAGAAGGAAAGCCAAUUUCAUCAUUCAAGAUUGAAAACAAAUAUAGUUUUGAUAAACAAAUACAACCUCUACCACAUUUAACUACUUCUGGAGAAAAUAUCCCAUGUAUUGAAUCAGGUAUUUGGACUCAUUCUGUAGAUAAAUAAUAUGAAUGUGACAUUUGUCACAAAAAGGUAGCACGCAAGUCUAGUUUAGUCAUACAUAAAAGAAUUCAUUCUGGUCAAAAACCUUAUCAAUGUGACAUUUGUCAUAAAAUGUUUACUCAUAAAACAUAAUUAAUAUCACAUCAAAAAAUUCAUUCUGGAGAUCAACCAUAUGAAUGUGACAUUUGUCACAAAAAGUUUCUCCUCCAGUCUAGUUUAGCCACACAUAAAAAAAUUCAUUCUGGAGAUAUACCAUAUGAAUGUGACAUUUGUCAUAAAAUGUUUUCUCAGAAAGCUCACUUAUUAUCACAUGAAAACACUCAUUCUGUUGAUAAACAAUAUGAAUGUGCCAUUUGCCACAAAAAGAUAGCAUACAAGUCUAGUUUAGUCAUACAUAAAAAAAUUCAUUCUGUCCGUAAAUUGGAAAUCUUAUGAAUGUGACAUUUGUCAUAAAUUGUUUACUCAGAAAACAUAUAUAGUAUUACAUCAGAAAAUUCUUUCUGGAGAUCAACCCUAUGAAUGUGACAUUUGUCACAAAAAGUUUCUUCACCAUAAUAGAUUAGCUAAACAUAAAAAAAAUUCAUUCUGAUGAAAAACCAUAUGAAAGUGACAUUUGUCAUAGAAAGUACUCUCAGAAAACUUCUCUAGUAUCACAUAAAAAAAUUCAUUCUGCAGAUAAGCCCUAUGAAUGUGACAUUUGCCAUAAAACGUUUCUUUACCAAUAUAGUUUAGCCAUACAUAAAAAAAUCAUUCUGGCAAAAAACCAUAUGAACUUGAAUGAGACAUUUGUCACAAAAAGUUUCUUUACAAGUACAGUGUAGCGAUACAUUAAAAAAAUCAUAUGAACAUGAAUGUGACAUUUGUCACCAAAAGUUUAUUUAUCAGUAUAGUUAAGUAAUACAUAAAAAAAUCACAUGAAUAUGAAUGAGACAUUUGUCUCAAAAAACAGCAUACAAGUCUUGUUUAGAAAUACAUACAAGAAUGUAUUCUGGCGAAAAAAAUAUGAAUGUACAUAUGUCAUAAAAAUUUUUGCAGAAAAAUAAUUUAGUAGCACACGAAAAAACUCAUUAUUGAGAUAAACCAUAUGUAUGGGACAUUUGUCACAGAAAGUUUUAGCAGAAAGUUUAUUUAUUAUCACAUGUAAAAACCACUUGAAUGCAACAUUUGUCAUUGGAAUUUUGCCCAGAUAAUGAAUCUUUUUUCAUUAAUUAGUUAACAAACCUUGUCCUUUUAUUGUUUAGGAUUUAUGGUAUUGUACAUUAUUAGAUUCCAUUAAAUCCUAUAAUAGGGUAUCUUGUUGUUAGAAGAUACAAUGGAUUGUGCAUAAAGGGAGCCUAACAUCGUGCUCAUGUACUUUAAUGCCAAAACAAAGAACGCAAUGUAUAUUUUUUAAAAUCAGUAUUGUGAUAUUGAAUUGCAUUGUGUUGCAUUAAGUUUUUCAUAUUUUGUAGUAUAGACAUAAAUUAUUAUAUUUCUAUGUCAGUAUAUAUAUAUGCUUCCAACCCCUUAUCUUUUUAUCUUAAAAGCCUACAAAACCUAUUGAUAGAAAGAGUGUAUUUUAAACUGUUUUAUCUGAAUAUUGCACAGUAUACUGGCUAGUUAUAGUAGAAAGCUAAGUUUAAGAUGGAAUUUGUUAUAACCAACAUAAAAAAUAGAAUAGAAACAUGGGACCAGCUAAAUUUUAAAAAAAUCAAAUUAAAUAGAAUUAUUUGGUGUGUUUAGUUUUAUGUUUAUAUAUUGGCUGGGAUUUUUUGGGCCUUUUUAAAAAACGUGGAUACUGACUCUAAAUGUGCUUCUUAAAUAUUAAAGCUGGUAUUUUAUAUUUCAGUCAGAUAAGUUGCGUUAAUAUUUUUUUUAUCUAGUAGUGGAUCUUAAACAGAAAAUUCAACAUUACUAAUCUCAUAUUUUUUUUGGAAUUGUACACAUUUGCUUUGUUUCUCUUUAUUGAAAAUCUUAGUUUUAUUGUACCAUGUGUACUUAUUGAAAAUGUUCAAAUAAAAGUUUUGACUUUUAUAUAACAUUUAUAAGUUAAUAUGUUUCUUUUUGUCAGUUGUAUCUGACCCUUGGCCCGCCAGGUGAUCUAUUUCUAGAUUAUUGUGUUGGGAAAUUUACAUAUUAUGGUUGUUUCACUUUGUUGAAAACCUUUUAUUUUUUCAUAAGGCCAUUUGUAGUAGUUGAAAUUUUGUUCAAAUAAAAGGUUUCACUUUUCUGUAA
Messenger RNA from Physella acuta, 4604 nucleotides. Its product is annotated as zinc finger protein OZF. The record is from RefSeq and is a predicted model, not a curated record. Gene Ontology annotation, biological process: regulation of transcription by RNA polymerase II. Gene Ontology annotation, cellular component: nucleus. Lineage: Eukaryota; Metazoa; Mollusca; Gastropoda; Physidae. Gene Ontology annotation, molecular function: DNA-binding transcription activator activity, RNA polymerase II-specific; RNA polymerase II cis-regulatory region sequence-specific DNA binding.